Messenger RNA from Emiliania huxleyi CCMP1516, 1770 nucleotides. RefSeq lists its product as hypothetical. Gene Ontology annotation, biological process: stabilization of membrane potential; potassium ion transmembrane transport. Gene Ontology annotation, molecular function: potassium ion leak channel activity. The record is from RefSeq and is a predicted model, not a curated record. Gene Ontology annotation, cellular component: membrane. The coding region runs from base 1 to 1770 and encodes 589 amino acids. NCBI's taxonomy places the organism in Eukaryota, Haptophyta, Isochrysidales, Noelaerhabdaceae. The transcript is spliced from 4 exons.
AUGACCUCAACCAAGCUCACCAAAGCGCUCACCACGCUUGCGCACAUCGGACUGGCCGCCACGCUCAUCGUCCUGCAGAAGAGGUCGAUGGGCACCUCAAUCAUCGCCGCCAGCCUCACUGGCCUACACAAUGGAAUGUUGUUGGGGGUAGUCGGGCCUCGUCAAGGCCAGCUACGCUGGUGGUGGGUGCCAGACCCUGCACAUGAGCCAUCCGGAGUGCUGCUGUUCCUCAUAGUUGGCAUUGCCGAGUUCCUCGCCGUCGGCGUGGUAGGCUACGAGCCCGCAUUCAGGGAUGCAUACGGCGAGCGGUCCGUCGUCGACCGGUUGUGGCUGUGCUUCGUGCUGAUCACAACCGUCGGCUAUGGUCACUCGUACACGCCUCCGACGCCCAUCGACCGCUGCUUCACUAUGGUGUGGGCCCUUUAUGGACUCUUCAUUUUCGGCGCGAGCAGCGGCGUGCUGGUGGAGGCAGUCGGGACCUUGUUGCGCAAUUUGAAGAAGGCAGGGAAGGCGGGAAAGAAGAGGGCGCAAGGGGCGAUCCGCAGACUGCGCUCGCGGGACCAGGUGGACGCUUCACGCGUGGCCGUGGCCAAGUGGAGGCCACCUGACAUCUACUACGUUGGCCGCGGCCUCUACUUCAACUACGUCGCGUUCGUGGUGCUCAACUUUGCAGGCGACAUCUCAGCCCCGCUGCUCCUUUGCCCCAGCCCCGCUACUGCUUCGCCGCAGCCCCGCUGCUACUCAACAUUCGUGAUUGCGCGUGCGGCAGGUGCGGGGAUCUUUGCGGUGCUGGAGGACUGGGAUUUCGCGGAUGGGCUGUACCAUUGCAUCAUGACGGCGACGACGAUUGGCCUCGGCGACAUCGCGCCGACGUCGUACGGCGGGCGGCUCUACGGCAUCAUCCAAAUGGUCCUGUCGGCAAUCCUCUUUGGCUCCUUGCUCUCGACGGUCGUAGAUGGCCUGAAGCGGCGGGUCAAGGCGCAGAAGAAGGCGGAGCUCCUCUCGAUGACGCUCGAUGAGGAGCUAAUCGUUAGCCUCGACACCGACGGUGACGGAGUGGACAAGGCUGAGUUCGUGCUGGGAAUGCUCGAGAAGCUGAGUAUCAUCUCGCACGACGACUAUGCUCCCUUUGUCGAGCAGUUUCUUCGAAUGGACGAGAGCGGAAACGGCCGGCUCACGCGCGACGACCUUGCGGCGAUCGCGCAGGCGAACCAGCUUAGGAAGCGCGAGUUGCAGGAGGAGACAGAGCGGCGGGAGCGGGAGCACCACGAUGAGACGAAGCUGCAGCGUUGCGCGCUCGACCUCCUCGGCCCGACCUUCAUCUCGUACACCCUCUUCGGCAUGGCCUUCACGGCGAGCGGUCUCUUGCACGGGGUCGCGAUCGGCACUAUCAUCGGAUCGCGACCACAUCCGCGGCGCAGCGUCUACAGGCGCGUUAUAGCCUACGUUAUUGGAGGCGCAACCUGUUGGCUGGCGUCGUUAACUUGCCUCAUCCUGUACAUGGUCGACCCCAGCAUCCUGCUCGGCGACGGCAGGACGGGCGGCGACCCGUUGAUGCGAACUAUUUUUUUCGGCAAGUUGGCCGAGGGGGGCGUUGCGAGGACCGUGCAGCGACCGGAGGGCGAGCGUGUGUACAUGGUCAACGCUUACCAGCACGUGAUGAAGAACGGAUACGACCUCUCGCUCUUCAUCCUGUACAGCCUCUUUUUCGUGUACGCGAUCGGGCUUGACGCGGUGACCCUCAGGCCGACUCUGCGAAAUCGGCGAUAA